ACCAACCGCCCGCACGAAGGCGGUCCACCACCAAUACCCCCUCUAGUUGCCCGCACGAAGGGCACCCCCAACACCUCACACCUCCCACCCCCCACCUUAGCCAUGGAACCUCUGUGGUCAUACAAAGAGUUGUCAGGGGUUACUCAUGUAUCAGAGACAGUCCUACGCAGAGAAGUGGACCUUCACCUUGUGGGGGAUGAUUGUCUUAACAUGGAUACAAACCCUACACAACUACAACAAUGCUUGUACGCAGUAUACAUCCUAAUUGACAUGCGUUACGAGAUGGCUGGAAGGGAGCGAGAGCUAUUGCUUGCCUACGCAGAGCACGGGCACUAUCCUGGAGGGAAGGCGAAUUGUACGCAGGCUGAGAAGCUAGGGGAUAUUAUAAAUGGGAGAGGUAUUAAGGGUCAGCUCUGGGAAAGGAAGUGGGAGAGCAAGGAGGAGGGGAAGAAGAAGGAGUUGCCUGAAACGUUGGCUAUCUGGCCUGUGCGUUAG
Molecule: messenger RNA, 495 nt
Organism: Lindgomyces ingoldianus
Lineage: Eukaryota; Fungi; Ascomycota; Dothideomycetes; Pleosporales; Lindgomycetaceae
Exons: 3
Source: RefSeq, a predicted model, not a curated record